AUGAUUGGCUAUGAGGUUAUAAAUGAUUGGUGGAGUUGGGAAAUUGAAGUUCUGAAGUGGGAACGAGAAUUGUCAGCGAACGGUCUGCCGCCGUCCUGUCCCUGGAGCCUGAGCCGCGCAUCUGUCACCGAACCAGAGGAGUUCAUCCUUGAUGAGUCGCCGCCAUCUUGCCUCUGCCGGCGAGCACGAAGAGAGAGGGAGACGGGAGUUUGCACAGCAGUGAGAGGGAGAGCGCGACAGGGGAGACCAUCGCCGCCUGGGUUGCCGUCGCCGGGCCUCCUUGUCGUCGCCAGUUCUGCUUGUUCUGUCGCCGAAAAACUCGUCGCUGUGGGGGUCUCACUGCCGCCGUCCUUGUUGUGGCUGGUGUCGUCACCGCGGAAGCCACCUGCGUCACCACUGGAGGAAGGGAGAUCUGCACCGUUGCUACGGUUUAUGCCGCCGGAAUUGCUCUGCCGCUGCCAGAAUUUCUGGUCGCUGCCGUUCUGGGGCUGUCAUAUGUUACGUUGUCGCUGCCGGAGGACCUGUGGCUCUGCAUUUCCGACCGCUGGUGGUGGCACGGGUGUUGCUGGAAACACCAUCGGAACUGCCGCUACUCGGUGUAGUUGUUCUUCCCUUGUUGCGGGAUUAGAAUCCGAGUUUACUUGUGGCGUUGAGGUUGUUUCUUCUAUUGAGGAAAACAAGCGGAGCUGAGGAUUUGGUUGCCGUCAGUUCGGG
Arachis ipaensis is the source of this 714-nucleotide messenger RNA. The record is from RefSeq and is a predicted model, not a curated record. NCBI's taxonomy places the organism in Eukaryota, Viridiplantae, Streptophyta, Magnoliopsida, Fabales, Fabaceae.